Messenger RNA from Nothobranchius furzeri (turquoise killifish), 1518 nucleotides. RefSeq names its product insulin-like growth factor-binding protein 6. Gene Ontology annotation, biological process: regulation of insulin-like growth factor receptor signaling pathway. Gene Ontology annotation, cellular component: extracellular region. NCBI's taxonomy places the organism in Eukaryota, Metazoa, Chordata, Actinopteri, Cyprinodontiformes, Nothobranchiidae. Gene Ontology annotation, molecular function: insulin-like growth factor I binding; insulin-like growth factor II binding. The record is from RefSeq and is a predicted model, not a curated record.
GUGAUAAGCUGUGAUUUAUGAGUGUAGAAAACAUUACAGUGUCCAGGAUGACAGACAGCAGCUGGUAUGAGCGUGUGUGUGUCAGAGUCGUGUCGAAGGGGUUGGGUGCUCAGCUGUGUGGAAAUGAGAGGGAAAGCUAACACUCUCCAUCAUGAACCCUCCCAUACCUUUGGGCUCUUUAAAAGGUGCUGCCAGUGGUGUCUGUCUGCCUUAUCAUCACUUAGUCUGAGGAAAUUAAACCAUCCUCUCAAAUAAAAGGACAGAGUUCAGUCUGAGGAUUAACUUUGCGCUGAGGAAUCGGACACAAGUUAUCGCUGUAAAACUUUAAAAGCAAGGAUGCUCCUCUACACGAACAUCCUGGUGCUGCUCCUCUCAGAGAGGACUCUGUGUAGCGUGCUGAUCCCACUACCCAGAGGAUGUCCCACCUGCGAGGGGAAGCUGCUUCAGGGUCCGCCGCCUGCGGAUUUAAAUGCCACCACGCUGGCUGUUGGAGAGCCAUGUGGUGUCUACACCCUGAGCUGUGCCCAAGGUCUUCGCUGUGAGCCUCCACAAGAUGAGCAGAGGCCCCUCCGAGCCCUGCUGGAGGGCAGGGGAGUCUGCAGCAAAGCCACCACCACCACCACCGCCACCGCCACCACUGCACAGGUCCACACUGAAGAACCAACUCCUACUGAGAAUCCAAAUGAGGCCCCGUGCCGUAAACUGCUGACUACACUUACUAAGGGUCUCGAGGCACAUUUAUUUAAGUCUCAUCAUGAAAUCUACAUGCCCAACUGUGACAAGAGAGGCUUCUUCAAAAAGAAACAGUGUUGGUCCUCUAGAGGUAAGCAACGUGGAAAGUGUUGGUGCGUGGACGAGGACGGCACGCCGAUCGCUCCAAAGAAUAAACAGAAGGGCAGUUUGAGUUGUUAGAGAUGGAAACGAUGGAGCGUCUCAGAUGAAGGAAUGUAAACAAACUGAACACAGAGAAUCUCAUUUGUCAUCUUUCAUCAGACUGAAGCAAACUUCAUCCCAGGAAAGUUUGUUUGAGAAUGAGAUGAAACUCUGUCUGUGUGCGCCCUCUGCUGAACACAAACACACCUGCCUGUAUUAACUUAUAUACCAACAAGACUGCAUUAAACCCAUGAUGAAAACACAUGUAGAUAAACAUGUUACAUAUUGUUUAACCUGCUAAAAUAAGGUCCUUUUAGGUCCAGUAAUGUCUCAAACUAUGAACCACGUCAGGUACAAAUACAUAUCUUUGUAAUGCAUUUAUACAUUUUCAGUAUUUUUCUUCCUCAUCUGAAACUUUUAUAACUAUUUCUGUAUUUAACACACAUUAGCCAUAUUUAUGCUAUUGUAAAUAUUUCUAUUUAUGACAAUAAAGUCUAUGAGGUUUUAAGAGCUCUUAUUAAAGAUCUUAAAUGUUUGCUUUUUAGAUCUUGAGGGGUUCAACAUGUUUAAAGAUUGAUCCGUUGUCCAUGACUGACUUAUUUUUGUGUAUUUUAUAAACCUAUGAAUUAAAAUGUUUGUUUUAAA